Symbiodinium natans is the source of this 2202-nucleotide messenger RNA. NCBI's taxonomy places the organism in Eukaryota, Dinophyceae, Suessiales, Symbiodiniaceae. The record is from the annotation of a GenBank genome assembly.
AUGCCGCAAUUAAUGCUGUUAAUAAGGAUUGUUGCCACAAGCGACAUUGCAAAGUCAAGCUGGCUGGCAAAGCAGCUGAAGUUGCACAGCUGGCUCUUUGACAUUCACCGCUCGUCCGAAGUGGGAUUCGUUAACUUGGUGCUGAAGGGGGCAGUUGACAUUCUCGAGUGCAUCGUCUUGAAGGACAUGUUUAUCUCGCAGGAAGUCAGAGUGGAAACGCUCGGGUUAGAGGAGGAUGCAGUUGACGAGGAUGGUGACAUCCGUUUCAGCGGCUGCAAGUCUGAGAGCUGUUUGUCUGUUGAGGAUAAUUUCAUCCUGUCAGGCGGCUCCAUCACUUUUGGGGACUGCGAGGACAGAGGUAUGGAAGCCGCUGGCAAUGUCAACCUGAAGAAAGGUGCCAGCAUGAGUUUCAAAGGUUGUGGUAACUUGCAGGUUGACGGCGGAGCCCUUUUUGUCAAAGGCAGUCUAGACGUGGAAGAUGAGGACGCAGGUGGCGCCUUCGUGUCCAUAGGUCCUGCAGAUCUGAUGGGGGAUGUCUUGAUUAGAAAUACAAGCAGCAACAAUCGUGGCGCUUGCAGCCUGAACAGCGGAGGAUCCUUCGAUGGUGCCGACAUCCGGUUCGAAAGCCUCAGCGGAACUGCAAAGCCGACCCUAGGUCCAGCUGCAAUAGACUCUAUCUCAGAUCAUCUGCUGACGAUCAAGGAUGUGUCUUUUGGACAGCACGUGAGUGUGACGGGCACCAUCGUGAAGACGAAAGGCCCGCUGGAAGUUGAAGGGGUAUGCUUCACCGCAGAUGCACAACAAUACCACUUCAUUGCGAUGGAGAGGCUGGUGCUGAAGGAUGUGGACUGUGACAGCGUGGAAUCCUGCAUCUUUGAACUAAUCUCCCCGAAUGCGGAGGCGGCGUACGGGUCAAUUCCGUGCAGACGUGGCUGGGGCAAACCACCAUCGACCACAGAGUCUCAGAUCGCAGGAUGUGCCCAGUGCCAGCCAGGUCGUGUCCAGCUUCAGCAUGAGGUUAUUUCUGAAUGCCAGGAGUGUCCCCAGAGGUCCAUUGAGUGCCUUCCUGACAGACUGACUGUUCGUGAAGGCUUCCAUGCAGUAGAGAGUGCUAAGGUGUUCACAUGCCCCAAUCCCGAAGCAUGUGGGGGAGGCACGUUGCCCUCCGACAACCUGUCAAUGUGUGAGGACGGGUAUGUAGGCGAGGGCUGUGCCCAGUGCGCAGAGCGCUAUGCUCCCUCGGACGCCAGCGUCUUGGUCUGCGUGCAGUGCGCCGAGUCGUCGGUGGCCCGGGCGCUGCAGGUGCUGGCCUGGCUGGGAAAAUCCGCUCUGGUCUUCGGCGUCGCGGCCAAGAGCGUGCUCGGAAGCACCGGGACUGCCAAAGCCAGCAGCAUCUAUCUGAAUCAGCUGCUGAGCUUCUCCACUGUGGCCAGCACGGUCAUGUCGGCGAUGUUACAGACGCCUGCUGCUCAAGAACUGCAAGAGGGAGUCGCCCGCUUCCUUUUCCAGGCCGCAAGCCUGGUCAUGGAUGUCGGCUCCGGCCAGGCCGUGGGUGGGGGAGGGCAGUCCGUGCAGUGUAUCCUAAAGUACAGCGGCCUGCAGCCAAGUGUUUGGAAAGGCCAGGUGGCCUUUGCUGCAGUGGUCGCAACGUUGACAGCCUUGCUGGCGGCAGCCAAAGGCCCCCGAGUUGCAGCCCUGGUCAGCAUCAAUUGUUUUUUUCCGGCUUUCCUGGGCCACUUCGGUCGGCAGCUGGUGUGCUUCCGCCUGGGCCAGACGGAGGGCCUGGAGGGGUUGGAUUGCCCGCAUGUGCCAAGCUUUCCCGGCGGCUUUGCUUUGGUGGUUGCCAUCACAGUCCUCACCGCCGCGGUGAUUUUGCGGGGUUGGUGGAGCCUCUAUGGCGGGGUGGCAGUGGAAGAGGCCAAGAAGGAAGAGGCUUAUGCCAAAUGGGAGACCGAGAGGUUGCUGAGGAAGACCGCCUUCACCCUCCUUGCUGCCAUGCUGCCGGUCUCGGCUUCCCCAUCUCUGCAGAUGUCCUCCCUGGGCCUCUUGCUGCUGACCUCCCUCGUCAUGUAUAUGCUCUGCCUACCAUACAAGAAUGAAAGGCUGGCAGUUUGCGUGUGUGUCUGUGUGUGCAACUCUUUGAAGAGGCGUCAUUGCGUCUUUCAUGUCCCGUAUCUCCACACUUGCCAAGUCGCUUCGUGA